AUGUCUUGCCUUGUGUGUGGAGAGCAGAUUGAAGCGCUGGCCGGAGUGCACGGCCGUGUGCAUGCACGUGGGGUAGGAGCAGUGCGCUGUUGGCAUAAUACAGUCACGGCUUGCUGUUCCACACUGGAUUUCGGGCAGGAUCCUACCCUUGCACUGUUGCCCUCCUGGAUUGUGAGCAGGGGCAUCUUUGGACUUUUAGACUUGACAUGGCCUCAGGAGCCGACGAUCCUGGCUUCUGCCUUGCAAGCCAGCGGUGCUCGGUGGUCGGCGCAGCAUGCUGAGGCAACUGCCUUGAGGCAUCGUUUGGAGGUCUCGGCGAGAAAUCUAGAUUCUGGCGAAGGUGAGGAAGUCGACAAAGACUGGGUUCAUCGCUUCGUAACCUCGCAUCAGCGGCUUGUAGAGCUUGGCUGCAGAUUAGAGGCGGGCUUUGUCGACAUCGACGCGGAGCUUCGGCGACUACAGGCUGUCCUCGGUCAUGCCCGAGUUCUUGGUGCACUCGCAGCGAGUGGGCAGAACGACCCAGGUUCCCGGGCAGCAUUGCCAAGUGGCGCGGCAGUCUUUCACUUCGGGCAAACGCCGGAGGAGGGGCAAUACUUUUGGCCGCAAGUCAGCUGCUGCCGCUGGCCCGAUAAUUGA
This is a messenger RNA of Symbiodinium sp. CCMP2456, 636 nucleotides long. NCBI's taxonomy places the organism in Eukaryota, Dinophyceae, Suessiales, Symbiodiniaceae. The record is from the annotation of a GenBank genome assembly.